AUGAUUGACACAGGCACUAUUGCUGAAAUUAUGAAUUUUCGAAAAUUGAGAACACCGGCUCGUUCUCAUAUUCGUCCUCCUAUUAUUCGUGUUAGUACGCCAAAAAUUCAAGCAUUUUUACCUCCUACAUCGUUGUCUUCUCAGUCUGAACAUCAACAACAACUUCAACAAUCACCGUUAUUUGAUCAAGAUGAAAAUGAUAUUACGUUGUGUAAACUUUAUUCGAAUUUAUUGUUACUUGGCAUGGAAUAUAAUCAAGAAUAUUAUCAAAAGCAUUGGGCAUACAUUGGCAACUUAAGACAAUUCUCUAUCGAUAAUUUAUUGCAAUCUCAAGAAUUAGUUCGAUUAGUCACACAUUUUCUGAUUGUGAGUUAUGAAUUAUCACUAACUCGAGCUCAGACAGGUGAGAAGUCGUAUGUGAGUGAUUAUUUACGUGGAAUUCCCUAUUAUUUUCCACCAAUUGGUGAAAAAUUAACUGAAUAUAAUCGUCUUGUCAAAAAUAAAUUUCAACAAAUUUCAACACUGAAUUGUGGUUAUCCUUGGCCAAAAAUUAUUCCUGAUCCAUCGUGUGUUCAUCGAUUUUAUUUAUGUUUAUUUUAUUUAUCACAAUUAUGUUUAAUUAAACGUUUGCCAAAAAAUUCACAGAUCCGUUUUAAAGAAAUGAAUUGCUUACCAGCGAGUAAUCAGUCUAUUAAUGUUGGAAAUAAUGAAAAAAAUGGUUCAAUAACAAAAGAUCGUUUACAGCGUGUCAGUCAUUUGAUUAAAUGUGAUACGUCAAGAAAUUAUCAAAUGUUUUAUAAAAAAAUAGCCGAUGAUUAUGAAAAACGAAACAAAUUUUUUCAAUUGAAAGAGCAAUUAGAACAAGAAUUAGAAAAAUUAAUUUAUCAAUAUGAACGAGCAAACUUAUACUCACAACAAUUUACCCAACAGCAACAACAAGGUUCAUUGAUCGAAAAAGUAUCUAAUUCUUCAUCAACAAGUCCAUUAUAUUCAAAUUUUACUGAAUUAUUUUCAUCGACAAACAUUUCACCAUUUAUCACAACAUUUGAAAUAUGUCAAGCAGCCAUAGUGUGUUUACGAGAACGUUUUCAUACAUAUGAAGAAAAUGGUAAAAAUUCAAAAUUAUGUGCUCAGAUCAUUGAACAAAUUAGUUUAACUGUAAAACAAAUUGAAAAUAUACAAAAUUUACUCACACAUUUUGAACAACAAAAGCAGCAUUUAUGUUCAAUCGUACCAACAAUAGAUGAGAAUAUAACAACAAAUUAUGUUAAUGACAUCGUGGAAAAUGGUGAUACUAUAGGAUAUUCACAAAUAAACACAUCGCUAAUAACCGAUCAUGACUUAAACCAGUGUGGGCAUGAAGGGCGCAUUCAAUUAGCGAAUCAGUUGUAUCAACGUCCGUUGAAUGUGGUUCGCAAUCCAUCGUCAACAUUCUCAUUUCUGAACGAUUCGUCAUCGUUGACAUGUAUUGAAAGUGUUACAACAACAAUACAAGGUGCGCCUAGAACCUAUGAAGAAGAAACUAUGUCUUCCACGUCAUCUGACUUAUCAUUUCGUCAAUUAGAAGCACUUUUAUUGGGUCCAAAUCGAACAAAAACAACGAUAAAUGACGAUAGUUUUAUUCGAUUAGAAAAUCAAUUGAAUAAUGAAGAAGAAAAUGUUGAUGAUGAAAUUGAUCAACACUUAACAAUUAGUCCGCAAUCGUUGUCAAAUGACGCAUUAACUACUAGUACAACAUUAAAUAAUUCAUCUUCUGUUGAAAAUGAUAUGAGUUUGUCAAGAUCAUCGGAAGAAAUUAUCAUCGUAUCAGUACAAGAUCAAUAUAACAACGAAAAAGAAAAUAUUUUUACGCCACCAGAAAACAUCGUACAAAUUCCCAUUGAAAUCAAGGCAUCAAAACUUAUUUCACCAAUUUUAUCAUCACCAUUACGAGCUCGACCAGAAUUACCAAAAUUAUUAACACAAAUUGAAAGUAUUGAUCCAUAUUAA
Molecule: messenger RNA, 1989 nt
Organism: Didymodactylos carnosus
Lineage: Eukaryota; Metazoa; Rotifera; Eurotatoria; Philodinida; Philodinidae
Source: the annotation of a GenBank genome assembly